This is a messenger RNA of Musca domestica (house fly), 901 nucleotides long. RefSeq names its product protein TsetseEP. The transcript has 3 exons. Bases 120 to 827 code for a protein of 235 amino acids. The record is from RefSeq and is a predicted model, not a curated record. NCBI's taxonomy places the organism in Eukaryota, Metazoa, Arthropoda, Insecta, Diptera, Muscidae.
GAUCCGUUGUCGUAUUGAGAACCUAAUGCGUUCAUAUAAAAGCAAGCGCUAGGUGAACCUUGCAAUCAUUCUAUUACAACAUUCGAAAGAAGUGGACAAUUAGAAAUAAAAAAAUAACAAUGAAAUUGCCAAUUGUUUUGCUAGCAAUUGUGGGACUGAGUCUGGUCUCCGCCUCAAAAUCCCCCGAAGAAGUCCAGGCCGAAGUCAUGGCCUAUGUUCAGACACAAGUCUCUUCGUUGCUGAGAUCGCCAGCCAUUGCUCGAGCUGGUGGUGGUUUGGCCUGUUACGAUAAAUAUAUUCCCCUGAUAACCGCUGCCACCGAGGAUUCCAAAAGUGACACAGCAUCGUGUGUGAAUAGAGCUGCAUCACGUCGUGAGGAUGAACUGAAUAAGGUUAAGGCCCAACGGGAAGCACUGGAUCAACAAGUAAAGACGGUACAGGAUACAUUGGCUUCGUGUGUCAAACAGGACGAUGUUCUAGGUUUUCUAACAUGCUUUAGGGACAAUUCUCAAGUUCUACAAAGUACCGUCACCCAGGUCAGUUUGACAUCCACUUCAUUGGCCAACGGUUUAUCGGCUGCUUACGUUAGCAUUAACACUUCCGAAGAUUCGUGCAUACAAACGGUAUUGGACAAGGUUAAGGCCGAUACUGAUGCCUUGACAGUGGCCUUACAAAAUUGCUUGAAAAACGGAUUUGAUGAUGGUCAGCCGGAGACUAGUAGUCCACCCUCAGAUUCGUCGUCUUCUUCUCCGGUAGAACCCCAAACCACCGUACCAAGUAAUUUCAAUAUGCCCAAUGAUGAGCUGUUACCCGAAGAAAAUCUUUAAAUCUAUUUCAUGCUUAACAUGAAGUGUUUUAUCAAAUUACAAACAAAUUUAAACAAUAAAUAUUAAAUACAUAU